AUGAUCCUUUCUGGGGAUUUCUACCAGCUCAAGCCUGUAGCAAACCUUAGGUACCAGGAUCCUGGUGACAUGAAUAAAAAGAACACAGAACUGUGGCUGGGGGUAGAUGCCCUGGGACUCAAUGUCUAUGACCAGAAUAACCGGCUAGAACCCAAAAUCACUUUUCCUUGGAGUGAAGUGAAAAACAUCUCCUUCAAGGAAAAAAAGUUUGUGAUAAAACCAGUAGGGAAGAAAGUUCCAGAUUUUAUAUUUUAUGCACCAAAAGUGAAAAUCAACAAACUUAUUCUAGAAUUAUGUGUUGGAAAUCAUGAGUUGUUCAUGCGCAGAAGAAAACCAGAUUCGAUGGAAAUCCAACAGAUGAAAGCUAAUGCUAGAGAUGAGAGACAGAGAAAGAGAUGUGAUAGAGCAAAACUAGCCAAAGAAAAACAGCUGAAAGAAGAGGCAUUACGAGAAAAGGCAGAGUUAGAGAGAAAAUUGUCACAGAUGCAGGAAGAAGUUAGAACUGCCCAGGAAAUGUUGAAACGCUCUGAAGAAACCACAGAACUGCUGGCUGAGAAGGCUAGGUUUGCUGAGGAAGAGGCUCAGCUUCUGACUCAAAAAGCAUCCGAUGCAGAGCGUGAAAUUCAAAGCAUCAAAAUCACAGCCAUCAAGACUGAAGAAGAGAGAAUAUUGAUGGAGUUUAGAGCUAGAGAAUAUGAGAUGAUUGCCACCAAGUUAUUGGAGGACUCAGAAAGGAGAGCUAAGGAAGCGGAUCAGUUGAAAGACGAACUAACUCAAGCGAGGAUGUCCGAAAAAUUGGCGAAAGAACGGCUGUUAGAAGUGGCACGUGUUUCCCCUACUUAUCCUACCAUGUUCCCUCUUGCGUCCUUGACCUCCGACCUCUCAGACUUUCACAUCGGUAAUUCACACCAGAUUUCCGUUGAUGGGGAGUUUUCUUGUGAACUAUUAGGGGAUGGAGACAUGGAUCAGUUGUCCCAAGAAAUAGAGAGAGAAAGAGUUGAGUACAUGGAGAAGUCGAAGCAUCUACAGGAGCAGCUAAAGGAGCUGAAGUCGGAGAUAGAGGUGCUCAAAGUGGAGGAGAAGGAGACAGAUCUGGACCGGCUACAUGAGAGCAGCAUACAGAGGGGGGACAGCAAGUACUCCACCCUCAGACAGGCUAAAUCAAGUUCUGCUCAAGCCAGAGUAGCCUUCUUUGAGGAACUGUGAAGAAAAUGUGAUAAAUAAAACUUGGGAUUCAGUAACCUGAGGCUUAAUCACUAACCAGUAUUACAGCCUAGAGAGCGGCUUAAGAUGUAAUGGUGCUGCAUUCUAUGACCAAUAUUUAUUAUUCCCAAACAGUGCUGGUCGUUUGAUGGAAUCAAAACUGUUGCUUAGAAAUCACUCCCACGUCUUGACAAACCAGCAUUUCAGUUUGAAAUGGAAUUAGGCUUUUCCGCCUGUAGUUUUAUUUGACACAAGUUGGUAUUUUAUAUGUUGUGUUCAUUUAAUUAUAUUCAUAUGCCAUACAAAAUCUUGUUUUAACCACACACGAGUUGAAUGUAAUAAGGAAACCAAUUUCACACUUACUGUACUAUGGCUUCAUGUGACUCUAUAGAGGUAACUCAUUGUUUCUGUGCUCUGAAUCAGCAUUGUGUGCUCUACUGCUUGAGCACAUUGUGUGCUCUACUGCUUGAGCACAAAUCAUGGGCUCUUGUUAUUUUAGCACAAAUUUUUGAUGUGCUAAGUAGAUACUUGAAUACAAAGAUUAGGUAACAUACAUGUAUGUAGUUACUUGAAUACAAAAUUUCAGUAACCUAUUUGCUCUGUAUCUGAGCAUGUAUUAAUCUGGCAUUGUCUUUCAUAUCCAAUAUUGAUCGACCCACCAUUUCAAGUCUUGUUCUUUUUGUCUUUUGAUAUUUUUUUCCCACUAAAGUAUUGUAACUGCACUCUUGCCAUACCUUAAAUGAGGAACUACUAAGUGGCACAAAUAAAUAAGGUUGGUGCUUAUGUGUACAUAUCUUUUUGAAUUCUGUAGUGCUAAGCAUAAUGAGAGUUGAAUAUAUCCCUUGGUGGGACACUAGACAACACUAGUAUCUGUUUACAGCUGAGCUAAAUUGUUAGAGGAAUGAAAUGACUGAGCGCCUUUUGUAUUAUGAUUAAGGAGGCUAAAUGGUCAACAAUUACCCAUUAGAUUUUAAAUAAGAAAUUUUUGGUCAUACACUCUCAUUUAAAAUAAGUAAAACUCCAAAUAUUUUAGCUCUGAAAUUUGAAUAUAUUUUUAUACAGAACUCUUCUUCUGAAGGAGAUUAAUUUGGUCCAAAAAUGGCCAUGUCCAUCCAGCCCUCUUGAAAUUGAACAACCGAUAAGAGAAUAAAAUCUGCAAGGUAUCUGCUUUGUAUAGAUUACUGGUCGAUGGUGCUCCCAAUUUGCAUAAAUGGAAAAGUAAUAAGUAAUACUGGGUUUAUAUACAGUAAAAAAUGAAUAGGAUGUCACAACAUUUUUGGGGGGAUUAGAUGGAUGAGCAUUGAAAGAUGCAUAUACAUUGUGAGAAAAUUUUGAGAUAGGGGUGCUAUAUACUUUGAAAUUGAUGUUGAGUAGCUUGGUUGUUCAUAGAAUUUGGGGUAAAUAUUUAUUGUGGUAUGCCAAAUUAUAUAAACUCAAUUGAUUUAUACAUGUCUUCAUUUAUCUGGAAGGUUGUUUAUGUAAGGGUAGUACAUAUAUUUUGUUGUUGGCAUUGUUUUUAUUGGUUUGGUACCCAUUUUCUUUUAGACAAUAGAGUCAUGUGAUUUUUUUUAUAAAAGUCAACCUUUAAUAUAGCAUCUCUUUUUAUUUCUACCCUUGAGUUUGUUUUCUAUGACCAACUUUGUUGACAAUUAUUUUCAGUGGCCCCAGUUUUAAUAUGGCUGUAAUGUUUCAUGCAUAAUAAGUUUCUAAGCUUGUUUUUAUUUUGGUAUAAUAUUUUAUCUUUAGAUUGUUAAAUUUAAAAAUAAUGUAAAGGGAGUUUAAGUAAAAUAUCUAAGUAGUAUUGAACCAUAUUCAGAUGCAUUAAGGAAAUCAUUAUUACAAUUUACCGAAACAUAAUCUAGAUUUCACAUCAAAGAUACAAAUAGACAUAAUGGAUUUUUUUUUCAACACCAUGCAUUGUUAAAAAGUAAAAAAAAAUUAUCAAUGAUAAUAGAAAUGCAUUUUUUUUUUAAAUUGAAGGUUUACUAUUCAUUAUGGCUGAUAUUUAAUGCAUCAUAUUAAUUGCUUUGCAAUUAGUUCAAGUACUUAAUGAGGAAUUUGGUCUUUUAGAGUUGUUGACCAACCUUGUAAAGUGCCUUAAUCAUUGUGUGUUUUUGCACGAGAAUGAGGAUGGAGUGUUUAUCAAAUGGUCUGUGUGAUAUCUUUAUAAGUAUUAUUAAUACGUGUAUUUAAUUUACACUCAUCUAUUUACCAUGACAACUGCCUGAUCAGCAGGUUCGAGGUAUAUCUGAAAAUUGAAUUAUCGUAAUCAUAUAUUGUUCACUUCUUUUUUCUCUGUUCUUUUGGUUUAAAACAAAAUGUAACUAUAUGCACUUUUGUAAGAGAUAUGUCAAGUAACUCUGCAACAAAAUGCUACUUAAGCAUGACUGUUUAAUUUGUGAAUACAAAUAUAUAAAUCUUGACAUGUUCUGUUAGAGUAUGAUUUUCUUUUUCUCAUUUUGGAGUGAAUUUAUUUUACAUUAAUAAUUUAGAGAGAGAGAAAGAGAGAGAGAGAGAGAGAGAGAGAGAGAGAGAGGGAGAGAGAGAGAGCAUAAUGAAUGAGUUUUAGUUGUACUGUUUCGAGAGAACAAAAUUAUGUGCAAUAACUUUAUCAAAUAAAACAUCUUCAAUUAU
Magallana angulata is the source of this 3837-nucleotide messenger RNA. Its product is annotated as merlin-like. Bases 1 to 1206 code for a protein of 401 amino acids. The transcript has 11 exons. Gene Ontology annotation, cellular component: plasma membrane; adherens junction; cytoskeleton. Gene Ontology annotation, molecular function: actin binding; cell adhesion molecule binding. The record is from RefSeq and is a predicted model, not a curated record. Gene Ontology annotation, biological process: positive regulation of protein localization to early endosome; positive regulation of early endosome to late endosome transport; regulation of cell shape. Lineage: Eukaryota; Metazoa; Mollusca; Bivalvia; Ostreida; Ostreidae.